Molecule: messenger RNA, 663 nt
Organism: Rhizoctonia solani
Lineage: Eukaryota; Fungi; Basidiomycota; Agaricomycetes; Cantharellales; Ceratobasidiaceae
Product: Retrotransposon-derived protein PEG10
Exons: 2
Coding region: 1-663 (220 amino acids)
Source: RefSeq, a predicted model, not a curated record
AUGUUCCCAACCAAUCAAGAGAUCCUGUCUUUCCUCUUGAUGAACAUGGAGGACUCCACUGGGGCCUGGGCCCAUCCCCACCUCAACCAGCUUGGGUCACACCAGGCCAUAAUCCAAACGGUCAAAGGAUUCAAACUGGAGUUCUUGGCAGCAUUUGGCAACCCUGAUGCUACAAGGGCUGCCAAGCAGAAGAUUACCACCCUCACCCAGUCCAGCACAUGCGCAGACUACAUUACAAAGUUCAGAACCCUAGCUAUGGAACUGGACUGGAACAAUGCGGCCCUUAGAGGCCAGUUUGCCCAUGGCCUCCAUUGGGAGGUCAGCCGCCGGAUUGCCAUGCGCAAACACUGUCCCUGGACACUCCUUGAGCUGCAAAAUGCAGCACUUGUCAUCAACAAUGCUCUCUGUGAAGAGCAUGCUAGCCAUCUGCCAAAGGAUAAUAAGCCUAGCAAGCAAUCCAACCCUGCAAGGGGGACAAGUACCAGCCAACAGGCCACUUCUUCCAAGAAAUUAUCCAACAACCCCAAUAAUGUCUUGGAAGAAGAAAGGAACCGCUGCUGCACUGCUGGCACUUGUAUCAAGUGCAGAAAGAUGGGCCACAAGUUUGCAGAAUGCCGCACUGGGUGGAAGGGUGUUAAGAGUUGUGUAAAUACAGGAUAUUAA